UAAAUCCUUUAAGCGAUACACCCAUAAAUAAAUAUUGCUUUGAUCAAACGGAAAAAUUCUUUCCAAAUGCGCUUAAAAGUAUGUAUUUAGACAAAGUGUAUAGUGAGGAAAAAGUAAAUUUGACUCUCGAAAUAUUCAAUGAAUUGAAAAGAACGUUUAUUACUGAAUUGAAUACGAUAGAUUGGCUAGACCUGCCCUCCAGGAACGCUAUAAUUAGCAAAAUUACGAAAAUGACCCUCAUUCCAGAUCAGCCUGAUAGCAUUGUUGAAGAUCUUGCGACUCUGCGGACAAGUUUAAAAGAUGAUAGGAAUGUGACUUAUCAGCUAGGAUCCCGGAUUAUUACCUCAGAUCAAGUCUUCUUUAUGGCAUUGGCUCAAGAAUUUUGUGAAAUCAGAUCUCCUUUAAUAGCCAGUCGGCCAGAAUUGUUUGAACAUCUUCCCAGUGAUAUUAGAAUAAAUGACCUCUUGUUAGAAUAUGGACCUUUUUUGGAAGCCUGGCAUUGUGGUGAGAAAUAUCCAACACAAUAUUCUCCGCAUAGAUGCUCUCUAUGGUAGACAAUUUUUUGCCGCUAAUUUUAUAUAUAUGAUUGUAGUAAAAAAAAUAUAG
Gordionus sp. m RMFG-2023 is the source of this 606-nucleotide messenger RNA. RefSeq lists its product as uncharacterized. Bases 81 to 554 code for a protein of 157 amino acids. Gene Ontology annotation, cellular component: plasma membrane. Gene Ontology annotation, molecular function: metalloendopeptidase activity. The record is from RefSeq and is a predicted model, not a curated record. The transcript is spliced from 6 exons. Gene Ontology annotation, biological process: protein processing. Lineage: Eukaryota; Metazoa; Nematomorpha; Gordioida; Chordodea; Parachordodidae.